GGAGCUACUUCAAGCUUUCGGUUUCUCGGGAUAUAUAACAUUAGAAUGCUAGCAUCCGUAACAUUUGGAGUAAGGUGUCUAACUUAAGGUGACCAUUACGCUCUAGCGUCGACGUUUGUUGGAACGCAUAAAUGGACGAAUACCAAGAGGACUGAUUCGGAAUUGUUGUCUGGAAAAAUGUGGCUGAAACGGUGUGUCACACGCAGUUCCAUGGUUGCUUGGAGACCUGGAGGAAUGCUGGGAUGUAGAAUGUGGAUCCUCUUCAUCCUUGUCCAUCUCACAAUGGAUCUGUCUCUGUGUGCACAAGCAGGCCAAGGACUCACCCUCAAACUACUGCCCAGAUCAGUGCCCCGCUGGCAGCCGCACCCUCUGCCCACUCGGGACACGCUUACCGGCCAGCACUUGAGGACUCUGGGUGUCUUGCAUCGUGGCAUUCCCCCUCCCUUGCCAUCACUAGGCAAUCACGGGGAGCUGGGGGGCGCCAAACUGUGGGGGCGGAAAAACCGCAGGUCACUCCAAAAACGACAACUUUGCGCGGAGUGCCCCUCUGACAAAGGGAAGUCGGUUGCAUUACCAGAGGGGAGUAAAUCUGAUUUAAAUCUGCAUUUAUCUCGCUCACGGAGGCAGCUGAAAGGGGACGGCUAUGACUCCCUGGAGGGGAGAACCACCACAGUGGCAGGAUUUAUUGACUGGGGCCCUACAGGGGCUGACGAGGGGCAUGAGGAGGAGGCGAAAGUGACCCCGAAUGCCACCGUCACCUCUUUAGCCCCUUCCACCACCACAGUUACCGUAACUAGCACUACCAUACGCAGCCCCCAAAGGACGUAUGCGGUGAUUACAACCGCGCAUCCUAAGAGGCACAGCACCACACAGCCAAGCAACUCCAGAGUGACUGCCAAACCACCGAAACCUUUUGGGGACACACCAGGUCUGGCUGUUCACCAGAUCAUCACCAUCACUGUGUCCCUCAUCAUGAUCGUUGCAGCCUUGAUCACUACUCUAGUCCUUAAAAACUGUUGUGCGCAGUCCGGGAAUGGCCGACACAGCAGCCAUCAGAGAAAGAUCAACCAGCAAGAGGAGAGCUGUCAAAACCUGACUGACUUCACGCCCGCCCGCGUGCCCAGUAAGGUGGACAUCUUCACUGCCUACAACGACAGUUUACAGUGCUCGCACGAGUGUGUGCGGGCCGGCAUACCGGUGUACACGGACGAGAUGAUUCAGCACACACCCAUCUACAAGACCUCCUACAAUGGAAACAGACCGUCGCCCACUGAAAGGCAGCUAAUCCCUGUGGCCUUUGUGUCUGAGAAAUGGUUCGAGAUCUCCUGUUGAGGCCCUUUUACUACCUUUGGGUUGAGCCCACGUCUUCAAUUUGUGCCCUGGAUCUCAUUGGAAAACCUGUGAAUCGAACACAAAAGACUAAAACACAAUAAAGCAAAACAAAACCACAAGAACAACAACGACAAGCAAUUACAGAGACGGGAAGCGAGACGAACAGGCAGUUUUGUACAAAUGUCGGAUCUCUCUAGAAGCAGACUGAAGAUGUUUAUUUUUCUAGACUGAUGCAGUGCUAUGGAUACCACUCCCAAAUUAUUUUCCAUAGACAUGUGAUCAUUUUAGAGAUGAUAUACCUAGAGUUGAUAUAUUAUAUACGUGUAUUACUGCACAUGUGGGUGUGCUGGAGAGGAGAGGCUGCGGGGACGCUCUCUGACACGAUACGUCUGCUUGUGUGGAGAAAAGACUCUCCUGAACUUUGUGCCAAUAAUGCCAUUAUGUGCCACUACAUAUAUAGAUGGGACGCGUUCAGUUUUGUGGAAAAUUACAGACACAUCAAGUAAUUUCAGUGACUGUCUCCCAAUAUAAAUCUGUCAUCCGUUUUUGUAUAAAAAGUAUGAAUAUGUAUUUGAAAUAUGUUUUGAAAUAGCUGAGGAAAUGUGUUACAAAUGUCCAAAAAAAUAUUUAUAUGGAGCACUAUUCAUUUAGAG
Molecule: messenger RNA, 1985 nt
Organism: Sinocyclocheilus rhinocerous
Lineage: Eukaryota; Metazoa; Chordata; Actinopteri; Cypriniformes; Cyprinidae
Product: adherens junction-associated protein 1-like
Exons: 6
Coding region: 178-1332 (384 amino acids)
Cellular component (GO): adherens junction; cell-cell contact zone; cytoplasmic side of plasma membrane
Molecular function (GO): beta-catenin binding
Source: RefSeq, a predicted model, not a curated record